Molecule: messenger RNA, 765 nt
Organism: Salpingoeca rosetta
Lineage: Eukaryota; Choanoflagellata; Craspedida; Salpingoecidae
Product: thioredoxin domain-containing protein 12
Exons: 6
Coding region: 40-510 (156 amino acids)
Cellular component (GO): endoplasmic reticulum
Source: RefSeq, a predicted model, not a curated record
UGUGACUAUUUUUUAUGCUGUCGAACUGCGAUCAUCAAGAUGUCGAACUGCGCUGCUGUCGUUGUUGUGGCUCUGCUCGCUCUGGCGAGCGUCUCCGUGCAGGCCAACGACCUCGCAAAGGGAUGGGGCGAUUCCAUUGCCUGGCGUACGCUUGAUGCCGGCACCGUUGAGGCUGCCGAGACGGGCAAGCCAAUGAUGAUCAUCAUCCACAAGUCCUGGUGCGGCGCCUGCAAAGCUCUGAAGCCCAAGCUUGCCUCCUACGACGAGUACCUUCAGCUCAGCAAGCACUUUGUCAUGAUCAACCUUGGAGAUGACGAGGAGCCUGCUGAUCCCAUGUAUGCACCCGAUGGCAGCUACAUUCCACGCAUCCUCUUCGCCGACUCCACCGGCGCUGUCGUUGACGACCUGUACAACAAGUUUGGCAGCAGCAAGUACAAGUACUACUACUCGGACGCGCCAUAUGUGGUCACAUCCAUGCGCGCAGCCAUGAAGCACUUUGGCAUCGAGUGAGCUGCUCUUGUGCUCAACCCCAAAGCGGAAUGUAGGGGCUGGUGGUCCACGCUUCCUGUUGUCCCGUCCUGCUUUGCGUGGCAUGUACUGAGCUGUGCUGUGUUGGCUCCCUGGUUGCUUCUUGUGCGCGUUUGUACUCGUGUGUGUGCUUGUGUUUGUGUGGGCCCAGUCGCUUUGUGUUACAACAACUUCGCGGUGCCGUGACCCUCAGGCCAACUGUGAGCAGCAACCAAUACACCGACCCCUGCAGCAACA